Nakaseomyces glabratus is the source of this 906-nucleotide messenger RNA. RefSeq names its product Mud1p (gene MUD1). NCBI's taxonomy places the organism in Eukaryota, Fungi, Ascomycota, Saccharomycetes, Saccharomycetales, Saccharomycetaceae. The record is from RefSeq and is a predicted model, not a curated record. Gene Ontology annotation, molecular function: RNA binding.
AUGAAGCAAGAAAACAUAAAGACGCUAUAUUUACAGAAUCUCCCCAGAAGGCCAGUUAACAAGGAGUCUUUCAUUAGGAAUCUUCUCAAGUGCAUCAACAGAAACAAUAUUUAUGUACUGAACCCAUCAAAGCCAAUACCUGCCUCAAUCGACUUCAAUGAAUAUAAUGAAUUAAAGGAAUCACAGGAUAAGAAUCUCUAUUUGGAUGAAUCACUGGGUCUAAUCUCAAUUUCGCUAUCAAGAUCACUGCGAUUAAGAAAUCAAGGCUUCCUAACCUUCGAGAGCCAUGAACUGGCUCAGAGUUUUAUGGAUCGCUACCAGAACAAUAAAUUGAAAGUAUCUGGAAGAAUAAUCAAUAUUAGUUUUGCUAAGAAGGAGUCGUUUUUAGGCUUGUACUUAGACAACGAACGUGUCUUGCAGAAGGCGUUGCGGACCAAAUAUAGGAAAGAAGAUUUAGAGAACAAUCAACAUAAACUGGAAACUUUAAAGCUAAGAAGGAAACAGAGAAGACUGAGAUCGAAAUUAAGAUCAAAAGGUGUUGAUGAUGAGCAGAUUAAAGCUGCUGUGACAGGUUUAACACAGAAAGUGACGGCCACAAUCAAUGAAAAGAAGCCAGUGCCAUUAGCAUUGAAACAAGAAACAAGACCACCUAAACAAGAUAAUGAAAAACUCGUAGAGCCAAAUUCUAUACUAUUGCUGACAGAUUUGCCAUCUGGGUGUACAUCAGAUCAGAUAAAAGUCAACAUACCGACUAAGGAACUCAAGGAAAUUCGACUGGUAUCAGUUCGGAAUGUGGCAUUUGUCGAGUAUGAAGAUAUUGAAGCUGCAACAGUGGCCUUAAAAGAAAUGGUUCCAAAAUUAACAAAACUUGGCAAUAAUAUCAAGGUUACCUACGCAAAGAAGUAA